AUGAGUAAGUUUGACCAGGAAAUUCGUACAAAAUGGACAGAAGCAAUGAUUAAUGGAUAUUUCAAGUACCAACUAACCUCACUGCAAACUAGAAUUAUACCUGGGAGAAGAGGUUACAUAGCACAGUUAAAUCCACUCAGAUUUACAGAAAGACGAAAACCACAAGAUAUCCAAAAUAUCAACCAAAAAUUUGAUCCAAACAAAUUCAAUUUUACAAAGAUCAGCAAACAAGAAAUACUUUUGCAUCCAGUUGGAUCACAUUGGUCAGCGAGUAAACCAGUUACUCCAUCCAGUAAGUCUCUUAGUGAUGUCUUGAAACAUGAUGAAAAUAUGAUUAUCAUUAAUGUGAGCCCUUUGGAAUUUGGACAUUGUUUGAUAAUACCUCAAGUGAAUCAAUCUUUUCCACAGGCUAUUACCACAUUUGGACUGACACUUAGCUUGGAGUGCUUGCUACUCAGUAAACAUCCUGGGUUUCGUGUUGGUUUCAAUAGUCUGUGUGCUUUGGCAUCUGUCAAUCAUCAGCAUUACCACUGUUAUUAUUUUGAUCAACAAUUGCCUGUAGAAAAAUGUAAUACAUUUAAAUUAUCCAACUCCAUCUAUGAAUUAAUUGACUGGCCAGUUCGAGGAUUUGUAUUCCAGUUAGAUGGGCAAACCAUUUCAUCAUUUGUCAAAACAAUAAAGACCAUAACAAAGUUCUUCCAGGAAGCUGAGAUUGCACACAACCUUCUCAUGUCUCGUGGAUCUGUGCUUGGAACAUGUAUAGGAAAUUGUAAAAAUACAGUCUGUGCCUAUUUGUGGCCAAGAAGAAAAUUCAAAGGAGCCAAAGAAUUUGAACAUGUCAAUGUGGCUCUUGUUGAAAUGGGAGGUCAGUUACCUGUUAAAGACAAAGACUCAUAUGAGAGAAUGUCACAAUCAGAAAUAGAUGAGAUCCUGGAGUCUGUGACUUUUACACAUGAAGAAUUUGAAGACCUCAAGAAAAAAAUCCUUGGCCUACUUUGUAAAGAAAAGUGA
This is a messenger RNA of Acanthosepion pharaonis, 1011 nucleotides long. The record is from the annotation of a GenBank genome assembly. Lineage: Eukaryota; Metazoa; Mollusca; Cephalopoda; Sepiida; Sepiidae.